Molecule: messenger RNA, 1098 nt
Organism: Dermacentor albipictus
Lineage: Eukaryota; Metazoa; Arthropoda; Arachnida; Ixodida; Ixodidae
Source: RefSeq, a predicted model, not a curated record
ACACGCCAUUCGAAGACGAAGCCGAAGAAGACGCGGUGGCAUCCCGGUGAUUCGGUGCAGGCGGCUGGCAGUCACGUCAUUACAAAUUGGUUCGAGCAUCUAGCUACUUGAGGACGGCGGUGACAUAUGGCCUCCCAAGCAGGAGCUUCGACCUUAGCCCCCAUGGUGCAAGACGCGCCACAAGCGUGUCUGCUGCGCGUCAAGCGAGACAUUGCGGACUUCAACGCCGACCCGCCCCCGGGGAUCUUCAUCGCGCCGGAGGAGAAAUCCAUCACCAACAUCAACGCCAUCGUGAUGGGUGCGUCGAACACACCGCACGAAGGCGGCUUCUUUCACUUCUACGUGCAGUGUACCAACGAGUACCCGCUGAAGCCGCCCAACGUUCGCUUCUUGACCACCGACGCGGGGCGGAUCACGUUCAACGAACACAUCGCCCGCGACGGCUCCAUCUGCCUCAGCACGCUCAACACAAACGGGUCAGGGUGGAGUCCAGCCCAGUCCGUUAGCAGCCUUCUCGUUUCGAUCCAGUCGCUGCUGUCCGAGAUUCCCGCGUUCACCCAGAAAGAGGCCGCGGACCGUUUUGAAUCGAUCAUACAGCACGAGACGAUCAGGGUGGCUGUCUGCGACACGGUGGAGGCUUGCCUGCAAGAGGAUUCCCCUUUCGCGGAGACGCUCAAGGACGCCGUGUUCAAGAAAUUCGCGGAGUUGUACGACAAGUACGAAGACGUGGUCAAAUCGAGGCUGCAUCUCACUGGAACCAACAUGAACGACACGAUAGGCAUGAACACAGGUACCUAUCAGUUCGAAAACCUGCUGACACGGCUUCAAGAUCUGAAGGGAAAGGUCGCCGAGAAAAACGAAGCGACUGCAGCCACCGCCGACCAGUGAUGCCAGCAAACCAGCUCACAUAUCCAUUCGCAAGAAGCCAGCCGCGACAAAAUUUCACCUUUUUUAAGCUAUCGCAUUGCUCGACGAGCACUAUACGGAGACAUUGCCAGUGUGUUUUCUCUGAAGUGUUCCAGAUUAUUGAAGGAGUGCUGCGAAAAUACAGAAUAUUUGAAGCUCUUGCACACGAAAUUAAAGUGGGCAUUAAGUAUA